GCCAGGGCAUGUUGGUUUUAUUCCUCGGUGCACCUUCUGCUCCAUCACCAGACGAUGAACGCCGGUAACUUAUCAUAGAUGCGCUUCACAGAUGAGAAACCUUGAGCAGCAACGGUCCUCUUCAUAAGCAGGUAAUGGAUCCAGUGUGACUAUUAAAACACCAACCUGCCCAGCUGGCCUGCCUAACCCUUUAGCUAUGGCAAGCUGUCCAAGAGGCUGUGCGCCAGCGGUGCACCUUUGUCAGAAACUGAACCGCCUCAAGACACUAGAAGAUGACAUGAUGGCAACUUCCCUCAAACGCUGCCUCUCCACCCUGGACCUGACGCUGAUGGGUGUUGGUGGAAUGGUGGGCUCUGGCUUGUAUGUUCUCACAGGAACAGUGGCCAAAGACACAGCUGGGCCUGCUGUCAUCAUAUCUUUCCUCUUCGCAGGUAUUGCUUCUUUAUUGGCUGCCUUUUGCUAUGCGGAGUUUGGAGCACGCAUUCCCAAAACGGGAUCUGCCUACAUGUUUACCUACGUCUCUGUGGGGGAGGUCUGGGCCUUUCUUAUCGGCUGGAAUGUGAUUCUGGAGAACAUGAUUGGUGGGGCUGCGGUGGCUCGUGCCUGGAGUGGCUAUCUAGACUCCAUUUUUAACCAUGCUAUCCAGAAUUUCACUGAAACGCACAUAAUGCAGUGGAACAUUCCCUUCCUCGCACAUUACCCUGACCUACUCGCAGCAGGAAUUCUGGUAGUUGCCUCAUUUUUCAUAUCCUUUGGAGUUCAAGUGUCCUCUUACCUCAACCACAUCUUCUCCACCAUUAGUAUGGGGGUCAUUGUUUUCAUCCUGGUCUUUGGUUUUGUGCUUGCUGAGCCAUCCAAUUGGAGCCAGGAACAAGGGGGCUUUGCACCUUACGGGAUGUCGGGAAUAUUGGCAGGUUCAGCCACAUGCUUCUAUGCAUUUGUGGGCUUUGAUGUAAUUGCUUCCUCAAGUGAGGAGGCAAAGAAUCCACAGAAGGCUGUCCCUAUUGCAACUGCUAUCUCCCUUGGAUUGGCAGCAACAGCCUACAUCCUGGUCUCCACAGUGCUUACACUGAUAGUACCCUGGCAUACGCUGGACCCCAACUCAGCUCUGGCAGAUGCCUUUUUCCGCCGUGGCUAUAGUUGGGCUGGAAUUGUUGUGGCAGUUGGUUCCAUAUGUGCCAUGAACACUGUGCUGCUCUGUAAUCUCUUCUCCCUCCCUCGGAUUGUGUAUGCCAUGGCAGAGGAUGGAUUGUUCUUUUCCAUUUUUGCAAGGGUCAAUCCCAUCACCAAGGUUCCUGUUAAUGCUAUUCUGGUGUUUGGAAUCCUCAUGGCCACCAUGGCUCUCAUCUUUGACCUGGAGGCCUUGGUUCAGUUCUUGUCCAUCGGCACUCUACUGGCUUACACCUUUGUGGCAGCGAGUGUUAUCGUUCUGCGCUUCCAGCCCGAGAAAACCAGCGCCAAGGGAACGCCUUCUACAUCGCCCAACCCCAAUGCCGAGCCUUCUCCUGCCCCCUUGGAAUCUCAGACCAUAGCUGAGGACAGUGAGGAGCCAAAGCAGUAUGAGUCCUUCUCAGACAAACUCCAGUUGGUAGAGAGGCAGAAGCAAAAAGAGCGGCGUGGUGUUGGGCAGCUGAAGGCGUGCUGGGAGCCGUACCUGGACAGGCUGCUGGGGGACUGUGAGCCGGGUGAGGUGGUAGCCUUCAGUGUGCUGACUUUGAUAGUGAGCUCAGUAUCCCUCUGUGCUGUGCUAGAAUUUGGAAACAAACAGCUUCAGCUGCCGUUGUGGAGCUUCACGAUGCUUCUGGUGAUUUUUAGCUUAGCCUACAUCCUCAGCCUAGCCCUUAUAUGGGUCCAUGAGCCACAAAGAAACAACAAAACAUUCCAGGUACCUCUGGUCCCAUUGACUCCAGGUGCCAGUAUCCUCUUUAACGUAUUCCUCAUGAUGAAGCUGAGCCUUCUAACGUGGAUUCGAUUCACUGUGUGGAUUGCCAUAGGGCUUUUUGUGUAUUUUGGUUAUGGGAUCUGGCACAGCAAGGAGGGAAUACGAGAGCUGCAGCCCAAAGACAUGGCCGCGCGGUAUGUGGUGCUACCCAGCGGCAGCCUGGUAGAGACAGUGCAGUCCGUUCAGCCCGAUAGUCAGGUGGACACCUCAGCGCACCACAUCGAUGCCCCCACUGCCUCAGCAGCUGAGGAGUGCACCAGAACGAGAUAAUGUGUAACCAGUCAUAAUCAUUAAAACUGCCUGGUAUGUUGUCGCCCAGUCAUAUGCUGUACUAUAACUAGUGUACUAUCUGUAUCUCACUCCCUUUAGUGUGUGACAGGCUAUACUUGUUGCUCUGCAAAUGUAUGCACACCGCUAGCGGGGAUGCACUCCUUCUGUCUUAUUGUGAAGCCUAUUUGUAUAUCUUGUAAUAUUCAAAUGUACAGUAGAGAGCUUUAUUACUGUCCCGUAAACUUUAGGCAUCAAAGUUGUGUUACAUCCUUUAAGACCAGCUCUUUUCUUGCAACCUUGCCAGUUUAUCAGAAUCCACAUGGUUGUAGGUUAUAUAUGGUGCUUUCUUUGUGACAAACAGUGGAGUUUUAUUUAUUUAUUUAUUUUUGUGUUAACACAGCUGCGGAGCUGGAAAACCAAUAUCUCCUGUUUUUGUUAACUAAGUGGAGGACAGAUCACUACAUUUUUGAAAGAAAUUAUUUAAUUCAACUGUUUCAUUGUUUUCCGUUUGUGUUCAUUUGAACAGAGGAAUGCACAGAGUGGAACUGUGAGUUUAUAUUUUUGCCUUUAUGAGAUUCUUCUCCCCAGAGCCUGCUUUAGCAAUUGGAUCUAUUUAAUCAAUCUCCUCAUUUUGGUACUGAUAGACUUCCCUAAGUAUGUUUGUUUAAGACAAAGUAUUUAAUCCUAUAAGUAAUACUCGAUGUAUUUAUUUUUUCUAUUAAUACUAAUCAUACUCUUCUUUUAUAAGUUAGCGUAGUCUUUCUAGCCUGUUUUUUUUUGUGUGUCACUAUAUUUGUGUUAUAUGUUUUGCAUGUACUUCUAUUAGUCUGCAAUCAGUAAUUAGCUGGCUGAACACUUCAGUUCAUCUCUUAAAUCUCCUAAAUCCCAUCCCAUGACCCUGUUCUUUCUCUUCUGUCACCGAUCUUGCACUUGCAGUCUUUUUCUCAUGCACCUUUAGUCAGCAGCCACUUUCCCCUCUCUCCCUGUCUGUGCGAGAUUGUGUAACAAAGCACUCCUAUUAUUGAGAUCUCAUGACUGAUCUUCUGAGACAACCUGGGAAAUGAGUUGUUAAAUGAACAUCGAGCACAAACCCAUUAAAUGUGGGUAUUCACACAAAAAAUUGCAGACAUUGGUGGUUAUGUUAAACUGGGAUCUGCAUCACUCCCCGAGGGUUUCUGUAAUCCCGGCAGAUUUACAGCGGUCCCUGUCGCCAGCCUGCAGCUUGACCUAGAUUAGGGAAAGGCACACAUGUGAGAACCCUCACAUCAGAUGGAUAACAUUCCCACAGUUUGCACUUGUGUCAAUUGUUGACUUGACAUGAGGGUUUAUUUUUAUCACAAAUGUUGCUCAGUGUACUGAAAAAAAAAACACGUUUAUUCUGCUUUUAUUCUUCUCAAUUCAUGUUUGCAUGUGUUACACAAGAAACCGAUGGCCUUAAACAUGUUGUAGUUCAUGUAGACUGAUAUCCAAAGCUAAAAUAGUCAGUCUGAAUAGUUCAGCUGUUUAUUUGUCUGAUAGAGAGAAACUGUUAUACUGGACGUGAUGCUUUGAAUUAUUAAACCAAAACACAAACAUAGAAAAGAAUGUACACGAGGAGGCAUUUUGGCAUAGUUUUUAAAAAAGGAGUCAGGUUCAAGAGAAUUUUGUACAACUUUGCACAGUUUGCAAACUAUUGUCUUGUAAUUUUGUGUCACAGUUAUGCUUUUAUUGUUGGGCCAGUGAUAGAUAUUCAUACUGUGGUGCUUUUUAAAGCUGAACACUCUCACACCUUUUUCUCUGUCUUUUUUUGUGCCAGCAAGCACAGUUCUAAAUGGUCCAAAUCUUUUCUUAUUUCUGAAUCGUAUUGUAGUCCGUUCUCUGCACAUCAAAGUCUCCAAUCUUCUUCUGAUCAAGUCUGUUGUGGUGAAUGUCUAUGUAAAAAUGCAAAAGACUGAAAAAUAAAUGUUUUGAAGCAGCA
This is a messenger RNA of Archocentrus centrarchus (flier cichlid), 4169 nucleotides long. RefSeq names its product solute carrier family 7 member 4 (gene slc7a4). The record is from RefSeq and is a predicted model, not a curated record. Gene Ontology annotation, cellular component: plasma membrane. Gene Ontology annotation, biological process: amino acid transport; transmembrane transport. Lineage: Eukaryota; Metazoa; Chordata; Actinopteri; Cichliformes; Cichlidae. The coding region runs from base 197 to 2212 and encodes 671 amino acids. The transcript is spliced from 5 exons. Gene Ontology annotation, molecular function: amino acid transmembrane transporter activity.